This is a messenger RNA of Spirodela intermedia, 4972 nucleotides long. NCBI's taxonomy places the organism in Eukaryota, Viridiplantae, Streptophyta, Magnoliopsida, Alismatales, Araceae. The record is from the annotation of a GenBank genome assembly.
AUGCCCUGGUCCGCAUACUUGGUAGGAUCGCGAAUUCGAUCGUGGCUCCGGGACUACGACAGGAUCCAGGGUGUAGCUGUCGUCCUCAUUUACGCUCAAGUACGCGAAAUAUUUUUUCUUCUCCGUGCUUGGUAGAACCUAGGGUUGCUCUCCGGCAUCUGCAUUUUCUCUCCCGCACACUUAGGAAUUCCAACGAGUUUUUGUAGUCGUUCCUCGGGGGAUCCCUUAGCGCCUGCGAUAUCAGGCAUUGCUUGCCGGUGAGGGUUUGCGUUCGAUCCGAUCUUUACUGUUUGUCCCGUGAUUUUCUUUCUUCGGUGCUUCUUGUUCCUAUGCCUAGCUCGCGAUCAUGUCCUAGUUGAUCAACCUCAGGUGCCCCUAUUUCAUGUUUAGAUUCUCCAAUGUUAGAACAGAAGCCAUUUCAAAGUAAGAUGUGAACUAUUCCCGUUCCAAGAUCAGUAGGAUUCUAAUCUGAUUGUGAAUGCAUAUGUUCUGGUCACAUUAUUGUGGCGUGAACUAAAUUCGGUUUCAUUUUGUCAAUAGAUUGUUUGCUCACUGGUCGGUUCGCUUGGAGCGCUGUACAAUGGAGUGCUGCUGGUUAAUCUGGCGGUGGCACUUUUUGCAUUAGUCGCAAUCGAGAACAACAGUCAGAGCCUUGGACGGACCUACGCUGCACUUCUCGCACUGGGAAUUUUGCUUGACAUCAUGUGGCUCAUUCUUUUCUCUCAUGAAAUAUGGUACAAUAUUCAUAACUAUGCGAGUUGUCUUUGAUCAUUUCACUUUAUUUAUGGUAAUGAUUGAUGCCUUUAUUCAUUCUUAUGAAUCUUCAAUAAGAUGGUCUUUCAAGUUUAGAAGUCUUCUUGAUGCUCACACAAUGUUCUCCAAUGUAAAUUGAAGUGUGCACUGAACUAAUUUUUGCCAAUCAACUGUUACGGACGGCAGGUAUGAUGUGAUUGGAAACUCAUCCCUGUGGUUUCUCAGAUAAUGUUUCUUUCACGUGGAAUGGUCAGGCUUUUUGACCGACUGAGAAUUCGAUGGAACCCUUAAUUACCAUUUAAGACCCAUGAAUUUUGACACAUUUGUUGCUUCCGCUUGAUCUUGUGUGAUCCUAAUAUUCAUGUGGAACGGAUUGAAAAAACUGUGUUUGGUACUUGACAUUCUAGUUUACAGCCGUGUUCCUGGAAAAGCAACGAACUGUUGCCCUUAAUAUUAGGAUUCCCCAGCCUCCGUUUUGGGUAUUUUAACAUAGAUAAUAUCUCUUCCGUUGGUUCACUUGUGUUUCUCUUGACAAUAGUAUUUAAACAUAACUAGGAAUUACCAUCCCUCUUGUGAGAAAAUACACAAUAUGUGUCCUUUUUAUGGAUCAGAAAAUGAAAAAGAUGAAACAAGAUCUUUAUCUCUUUUCGGAAGAGAAGCCGUGGAAUGUGAUCAACUCUCAGAGAACGAGUGGAAAGGUCAAGGAUACUUGGAAAACCACGGAGAAGAUUGCAACUGGACUUGGAUAGCCGUGGGCGGGAUUUACAUAAAAUAAAUUAUUUCUCAAGGAUUUUGGAACAUGACACUGAGUGGAAUCGUGUAUCUUGCAUCUCUGACUUUGGCUUUGAUUUACGUAUAUAGAUCACGUUUUUGUUGCUUUCUUGUGAGGAAUUAUAUCUGACCCAUUAUCUAGUAAUGGCACCAGCUUCAAGGUUUGAUUCUUAAUCUAACUCAUUCUUUUUCUUUAAGUGCGGUUUUAUGAAACUAUGACAUUGUGCUUUCCGUGCGUGAUAUCAGGGAGUCUCAACCAAAUUAUUUGCCAACUAUGUGGAGUCAUCAAGGAUUUUCUACUUUUCAUUAUUUUACUUUCAAGUUAUUCGGACUUGCAAUUACAUUCUGAUCUAUAAUGAUUGGUGAAGAUCAUUGACCUUUUGUCACUGCCAGACCCCUCUCAGUUCCCAUUCGAUAUUCACACCAAAUAACCUUGAUAUGAACCUAUUAGUGCCAUUGUAAGUAGAUUGAUAGGAUUCCUCACAACUGCCAAAAUCAUGCAAGGAUUCAUUUCUUCCCUUUUAAGUUGUCUUAUCGUAAUGUUGCCACAAGUGCAGAAUAAGAAUUAAGCAUUUGGGGUUAGAGAGAGAUGAGCAUUGUGCAAUUUAAUUUAAACGACGCAAUGGAUUUGCCUUCAAUUGCUGUCUAUUUAAAAACCACUUAAGAUGCUAUGGAUCCCUCAUUCCAUACACAUUGAUCUGACUCUCACCCACUACUCAGGCUCUUUUUCAGGAUUGAUCAACUUGUCAUUGGGAAAAAGCAUCUAAUUUGGGAGAAAAGGGGGUCAUCUCCCAUGCCUCAUCCUGAUGCACGAUCAUGUGCUGUCUGUUUCCAUAAGCUUGUAGUGGUGGUUGGGGAACAGUGCUAUAAUCGCGACUCCCAUUGCAUGACGGUAAAUGAAUUCAUAGCAUCUCAAAAAUGUCCAAUGGGUCCAAUAACCUCGUGUUCUGUCUUAUUACUUUAUGAUUUCCGCCUCUCCUUAAAUUUUAGCUUGAGGUCAAUCGGCAGAAAGACUCGAUUUGUAUUUCUAAUGCUUUUGCUUGCAUGAACUUGACUUAUUAUUGUAUCUCCAAAAUUUUACGUAAGAAAAAACUUCCUGGUCUCCCGGAUUCUACCCUCCAUUUCUUUCAAGCUUGUGUAGUUCACUUUCUCUCAGUUUCCCGUCCUACUCUCACGUUCCAUCUUCCUCUACAACGUUUCUUUCUUAAGUGAAUAAAUCGUUAUCAUAAUUUUAUUGCUUGUCUUUCAGGAACAUGCCUUCUAAGGAGUACAGUGCAUCAUUUCUCUUUUCAGUGAGGCUUACUCUCUGCAUGCAAAUAAUUGGAUUUUCCGUGAGGUUGUGCUCCUCAUUACUAUGGAUUCAGAUGUAUCGCCUGGGGCUCUCAUGGGUGGAUAGUGUUUCCCAUAGGGAAGCAGAUUCUGAUAUGCGAAACAGCUUCUUGAAUCCUCCAAUUCAUGAACCUUGUCGACAGUACUCCAUUUCGGAAGACAUCUUGGGGGGCUCUAUCUAUAAUCCCGCUUACUACUCAUCUCUCUUUGAAGAUGGCCAAGACAAAAAAUAUUCAAACGAGGUAGUUCUUCCAACAAUCGAAUGUUGAGAUAAAAGUUUUUUGCCUACUUUUUGGCACAGCAAUCCAAUGAAUAAGUUGCUAGUUUUCUCUGCAUCAAUGUAAUUUCAUUGUACACCCCGUAGGCUGUAGUCCUUUUAAAAACAAAGUGCCUUAUUUCGUUAAAAAAAGAAUCGUGAGCAGUCAAAUCCUCUUUAUUUCAUUGACAUUAGGACUUUUCCGUUGAAUCCGAUCAUCUUGAUUCCUCAGAAUCUUUCAUUAACUGAACGAUGCAUAGGCACCAACAAAGAUAUAGUGGUGAGAGAUUCUGUUGGUGCAUCAGCUAUUCUUGUUUAAUCCAAUUGAUAAGCAGCUUUAUACUUUCGAAUAUAAUCAACCUGUCUUUCUGUUUGUCUUUUUGUAUAAAACCCGUAUUAAUAAUGAUGCAUUUGUUCAUGAAAUUAUUGUGUUUUAAAAUAUUAACACCAAUGAUUACCCGGAAUGCUAAACCCAUGUCAUGAUGACAAUGAUAGCUGAGUUAGCUGGGCCGCUCACCAGUUUCUUCUCCCCCAAAAACUGACCUGCAAGCAGGGCUGAGAAAUUUGAUUGGUUCUUCAAGUAUUGGCCGUCAAUACACUGACGCUCCAAGUGGAUCAUUGCACCGUUCUGACAUUUAUAUUUAUCUCCGAGCCCUGACCCAGAAAAAUUGCAAGUGCUACGUUGUUUUUUUCUCCGUCCACAUGUCAAUGCCUUCUGCACCGCUCCUGACAUCACUGUCCUACAAUACCUGCUGAAUGUUUUUACGUCUAUAAACUAACUAGUAUCCUUUCUUGCGUGCAAAUGAGAUGUGAAUCAUAUUAUCUUUCCUCAGCUGUGGGGAACAGUUCCUUACAAGGCUCUUUCUUCUCAGGCUGACAGACAGAUAAUUCUUCACAACAGUGGAUCAUCUACUUCUGAAGCAGAACCGUCGCAGUGUAGAUCAAGCCUCAGCCAGCCCUUUCAGGUUGCCAAUGUAAGCAGACUCACCCGCAUUUCCCCAUUUCCUUUUUCUGGUACAUAACUCAGUUAACCCAGAAACCUUUUCAAGGACCACCAGUCAGUGGGUCCCCGCUUCUCUAACUUUGACAUCCUUCCAACAUUCAUGAACAACCAAAUGAUAUGCCUGUCUACCUGACAACAGAGUUCAAUUGAUUUCUUCCAUGUGGGUCUAUUCUAGCAAGCACCAUGAUGCGCUGGCCGAUAUUUGUGGGCUCUGUCAGAUGGGUGGUGUGAAUGAGCUGUGCAGGAACGAUGUUUCCUGGGUCAUUCAACUGAGCCAAUCGUCAAUGAGCAAAAAUAUUCUCAUUUAUGUACAAUAUCUUAGGCAGUCGGACCCUCUAAUUGGAACCUCCUACUGUGGUUGCAGGUUACUCCAGAGAUCCCUUCCCAGAGCCCUAGAUUUUGAGCAACUUCAAGCGGUCGUUCAACACCAGCACCAUGCCCGCCGCGUCCAAAUUUUCCUCACAAUUCUGGUUUCUUGCAGUGUACAGAUCGAUCUCCUCCUGUACAGCUUCUGGUCGGCCAAUUCUUUACCCCCCUUGGAAAUUUCUUGCGGUUUUCUGCUAGAGAGGGCAAGCAUACUGCAACGUUGACCAUUUUUUCCCUGGAUGCAAACUCCGAACGUUGUGGAUCCUUGCCUUCGUGCUGAAUAGUGUCCAUAAAAUUGCCAUUCAUAGUCCCUCUCUCUCUCUCUCUCUCUGAUCCAACCCGCCUGUGGAUUGGAAUCAUGCGAGUCUGCAAUUCAGCCGAGUGGAUCGUUCUGUGCUCGGAGAUCCCCAGAUGGUGUGUUCUUCCAUGAAAAAAGUCAACUUCCUAAGCACCUUAACAAUGAUGAUCCAAAUUUUGGCGCUAACCAAUGGUAG